Solanum lycopersicum (tomato) is the source of this 1070-nucleotide messenger RNA. RefSeq lists its product as uncharacterized. The record is from RefSeq and is a predicted model, not a curated record. NCBI's taxonomy places the organism in Eukaryota, Viridiplantae, Streptophyta, Magnoliopsida, Solanales, Solanaceae.
AGGGACGAAUAUUGAAUACGAGUACUCUAGAGAGGUGCCUGCCGACGAAACUUUGUAAUUUGUGUUUUAUUUAAAAAAAAAAAAAAGACCUUAAUUUACAGUAAAGAGCUCACCUUCCCCAAUUUCAAAUUUUGUCAAUCCAUAAAAUCGCCCGCCCAACUCACAUCCACAAUCAGAUCCUCCUCCAUCGACUAAUUUUCAAUUUCUUGUGCCCUUUUACUUCUCUCUUUGGUUCUGGUUCUGGUUCUGGUUCAAGGUCUCUAAACAAUUGGAAACUAAUCUUCAAUUCCUAUUUUUUGAUGGCAAACCCCGAUUCUACUCUACCUGUUCCUGCUUCUGCUGCUUCUCCACUCUCUGCAAAGAAGGAGAAUGUGGUGCCGGCUAGCUCCAAAAUUAAGGAAUUGACUGAGUCAAGGCAAGAGCUGCUCACUAGGAUUCAGAGCUUGAAAACAGAUCUUCAAAGCUGGAGAUAUAAGUUGGAUGGCCAAGUAAAGGUCUAUCGAGAUGAACUGUCGGAUCUCAAGAAAUCAUUGAAUGUUGAAGUGGAGCAACUUAGAUCUGAAUUUCAAGAGUUAAAAACAACUCUUCAGCAACAGCAGGAAGAUGUUACCAACAGCUUAAGAAACUUAGGGCUUCAGGAUGCCUCCGAAGAAACGAAAGAGGCUGAAGAUGUCAAGCCUGAUAACAAUGAAGAAGAUACAGCUCAGGAUUUGCCAAAGGACAAUGGUAAAGACACCGAGGAGUAGGCUGAGUUACGUGCAUCCUUUCCCUAAACGUUUCUCAUCUUCUUCGAUGAAAUAUCGUUGGGCAUGUGCUAGGUUGAGAAGUGUUCUCUUAUUCUCAUUUAUGAUGAGAUCAAGUCUGUGAUUGAAUUAGCUCAAGUCUUUCCUCCCAGUUAUUAGUUCAAUGAUAUUAGUUGUACUGCUAUUGACUUACAAUUUUCAUGAGGGGUAAUCUGAUGGAUAAUUUAAUUUAUUUAUUACACGAAAGUCACUAAACUAUAGGUUCUUGUAAUUUAGAAGUUAUUAAAUAAGGGAAGUAUCAAACUUAGACGUUUGAAUGGGAACUUU